AUGCCUCCUAGACAGGACCCAACUAACGCUCAGCUCGCUCAGGCCAUGGCUCAAUUGGCCCAAGUGGUGGCUCAGCAGGCCAAUGCUAGUGUUACGAUGGCCGCUGCCCAAGCUCAGAGAGAGGCUGAAGAACAUGCCAGAAGGGCGCAGAGGUUGGAACGGGAGCUGAACCAGGAUCAGGUCAGGAUGAGAACUGAUUUCAAUCGGCAGAACCCGCCAAAGUUUGAAGGGGAAGUUGAACCCGAGAAAGCGGAUCUUUGGAUCCAAGAGCUGGAAAAGAUUUUUGAAGCUUUGCACACAACUGAUGGAGAGAAGGUGAAUCUCGCUACCUUCAUGCUGAAAGGGGAUGCAGAGUACUGGUGGAGGAGCACCAGGCUGUUGAUGACGACUAACCAGGUGGCUAUUACCUGGGAUUCAUUCAAAACAGCUUUUCUGAACAAGUACUUUCCAGAGACUGCAAGAGAUGAUAUGGAGAACCGUUUCCUCAGACUGAAACAAGGAAGCAUGACUGUUGGGGAAUAUGCAGCCAAGCUUGAGAGUCUGUCGAAGUACUUUCGCUUCUUCCGAGAACAAGUUGAUGAAGGGUAUCUCUGCAACCGUUUCAUGAUUGGUUUGAGGGAUGAAAUUGAGGAGUCCGUCAAACCUUUGGGAGUCAGAGUCUUUCAACAACUGGUUGAGAAGUCUCGCGAGGUUGAGGUCAUGAAGAAUCGUCGAGGGAACCGACAGGAAAAUGGAGGGCCAAUCAGGUCUGGUCAGAAACAAGCUGGGAAGACUGAAAAGGGUAGGGCUGGUCAGAAGAAGCCUUAUCAGAAUGCAACUGGUAGGACAUCAUCUACCAAAGUCGAAGCAAAAACUCCGAGAGAAGAUGUUACUUGUUUCAAGUGUAAUGAGAAAGGGCACUAUGCCAAUGAAUGUGGGAAAGAGAUUACUUGCUGGAAGUGCCAGAAGACGGGGCACAUCUCGACAAACUGUCCUGAUGCGCCAAUAGCUGAACCUGUGUUGAAUACGGCAAGGGGGAGACGUCCAGUUGCUAAGGGACGUGUCUUUGCUGUUACUGGCAAGCAAGCUGAGGGUGUUGAAGAUCUUAUUCAGGAUACUUCAUAUCAGGUGCAGGGUGUUGUGACAAAUUGGAUGGAUGACACAAUUGUCUCUUGGUUUUGUUGUGUUGCUGUGAAUUUCAUGGAGAGGCUUUCAAGUACAACACACAUGACUUGCUAA
Molecule: messenger RNA, 1218 nt
Organism: Lotus japonicus
Lineage: Eukaryota; Viridiplantae; Streptophyta; Magnoliopsida; Fabales; Fabaceae
Exons: 3
Coding region: 1-1218 (405 amino acids)
Molecular function (GO): nucleic acid binding; zinc ion binding
Source: RefSeq, a predicted model, not a curated record